Molecule: messenger RNA, 3256 nt
Organism: Westerdykella ornata
Lineage: Eukaryota; Fungi; Ascomycota; Dothideomycetes; Pleosporales; Sporormiaceae
Exons: 2
Coding region: 140-3070 (976 amino acids)
Biological process (GO): regulation of DNA-templated transcription; circadian rhythm
Cellular component (GO): nucleus; cytoplasm
Source: RefSeq, a predicted model, not a curated record
CCCACAUCCGGGUGCAGCAGGUUCAAUUGACCCCUUGUCGAUCACUUCGGGUCCCGUUUCCGCUCCACUGCACUCUCAUGUGCCCCCGCCGCCCAUAGCUUGCCUUGCCGCAGCACCCUCAGCAAACUCUAGGAGAGACAUGGACCGUCGCCAUGGCCAUAUGCCCCGUCGCCCCCCAGCACAAAAAUCGGUGUCCCUGCGCCAUAGCCCGCCCGCUCAGCUACCCCCAUCAACUUCCUUGGAGCCUCAACCGAGCACACUCAGACCCUCGAGCGUCUCCCCCCCUCAUAUAGACAAGAACCAGAGUUCUGGCGAGAGUAGCGAUGCUGGCAGGUGGUUUGAAAACAGCAACCACAACACCCAGCCCAUCACUUCACAACCCGUCGACAAUGACCCGCCAUUCUUCCUGCACAAUAACUCCUCCGGCUCGUCUUCCCCGCCCGACGCCCCCGACUCACGCGUGCCUCAAGCUGGUCCCUCCAUUCCCUACCGCCCUAGCGCGCGGCGUGUACCUACCGAUGGCAGCAGUACCGAAGACUAUAGAGGGGUGAUUGAUGACUUGACUAUUGCGAACAAAAAGCUGAAGCAGAAGCUGAAGAAGUACGAAAAGCUACACGAUGCGAAGCAUCAGGAUGAAAAACUCUUCGAGGUUCGAUUUCAUGGUCGCCUACCGGACCACAAGAAGAAGGAGUUGGAGGAAACUCUUCGCAAGUUCGCUCAAGAGCUUGAGAACGAUAAGCCAGAAGGCCGCCAUUCGCCUGUCCCACUUGCGACGCAGCAUGCUACUUCCAACCUGACCUAUCCUACAGAAUCCGGCUACGUAUCCAUGUCUGCUUCAGGCCAGAAUUCCAAUUCCGCCGCUCCUUCUGGCCACGACAGUGAUGCUCGCAACCUUUCGAAAACGCAAUAUAAUGACCGUCAGCAAAGCAUCCAGUCGUAUCUUCAUGACAUACCGGUUGGCCUGCUCCCCAAGCAUACUGCUCCAAUGAGCGAUAAAUCCAAGAAGAAGUUGGUCGUCCGUCGACUGGAACAGGUCUUCGCCGGUAAACGGUCGACGCCCGGGGUUCAUCCACAGCCCAUGCAGCAAGAAGAAGUGGCGCAAUCUGCAGCAACGGCCGAUCGGAAAAUCAGAGAAGCGGCCGGUCAACGGACGAAAGAAGGUCACCGAGAAGCGCUCAUCAUGCCGGUGCGACAUGAAGACGGUAUGACGGGAUCCGAGUCUGCGCACGCGGCAGCACAAGUACUGUUCCCUGCUUCGGCUGGGCAGGAGCAGAGUGGAAAUGGAUCGGGGUCUCCCGAUCAACGCCCAACUAGGCCUUUGGAUCUCGACCCUUAUCGUGCUCAAGUUCCUGCCGAAAAUUUGAAUUAUAUCCGGCAUCUCGGGUUUUCGCUUCCGGGAGACUCCACGUCCGGUGAGACACCGCAGGAUGGACAAGGUUGGAUCUAUCUCAAUCUCCUCAUCAACAUGGCCCAGCUUCACACGAUCAACGUCACCCCAAACUUUGUGAAAGAUGCUUUGACCGAAUACAGCUCCAAGUUUGAGCUGUCUCAUGAUGGGCGCAAAGUACGGUGGAGAGGUGGAAAUGAAUUGACACUCAACAGUGACAGCUCGUCGGAGCAGCUGAGUGGAAACUCGCAUUCUCCAGACGAUGUCGCUGCGUCGACAUCCCGAUCGCCCUCAAAGCUGAAGACGGAACCCGCUGGGAGCGCGGCCGAUCUUGCUGAAGAAGAAAGGCAAGCUCACCUUGCGGCGCGGGCGGCCAAGGAGCAGGACCGGAACAAAUUAGCCUACACACCUAUCUUCCCUCAUAAGCAAGAGUCGGAUGAGUCGGAUGAUCUGUACAACGGCAUGACGUCGUCGGGCGACUCACCUCUCCACCCACAAGCACACGCAGACUCGUCUGGUCUCGGCAGCUCAGGCCUGCGCAGUAGUUCAUCACGCAGGAAAAGAGACGACGGACCCAUGAUCUUCUACACCAAGGCCAAUUUCUGCACAGACUUGAGCGGGGACCGGAGUGGUAUGCCUGGCAAGCCGCGAUCUGAGUACAAAAGCAUUACCUCCCAGCCGCUUGGGGCAUCAUCCAGAGAUCCUCAUGAAGCAGUGCCUCGAACAGGAAUCGUGGAGCCAAGGGGCCCUAUGGAUCAUGCCAUGGAGGUUGAUUCUAAGGACGGUGAUGGACUUGGAACAUCAAGUGAAGACGACCAUGAAUUUGGGCUGACAGAGCUGCGACGCGAUGUAAGCGACAGCAGCACUUCCACUAUGGAGUUUGAAGCCUCUGGAAUCGGUGGUGUUCUGCCAGAGGACAACUUCGCCAUCCGUGUCCGACGAUCGCAAUCUCGUGGGACACCCGAUCGUAGCCUGCCGCAGAGGAGUCAUAAGCCACGGUUGUACCCUAAGAAGAUCCUGGACGCGCUGGAUGAAGAGCAGGCGGCGGAGUCUGAAGAUUCUGCGUCGCCUCAACCUGUGAUAAAUGAGCAGAUCAUUUCAACAUCCAGCAAGAUGCUGCCGAGCUCGACUCUCCCCCCUCCCUCUUUCCUUCCAUUUGACUCUACAUCAUCCGGUGAUGUGGACUCCGACCUUGAGUCGGAUGUUUCCUCCACGCCAUCGGAGUCGGCAGAGUCAGGCAGGCCGGUGAAAUCUGGAACGCCCGAACCAGCGAUGCAAUCUUAUCAGUAUGCCCAACCGCGCCGAGAAGAGGGCGCCGGGCGCGACUCAGAAGACUCAUACAGCAGCGCCGGGUUUCUCGCCAUCCACCCUCCCGUCGACCUCUCCACCAUGGAGCGAGCGGAUCGGGAAUUGGACGCUGAGUUCGCGGACCGGCUCGCAGCGGAGAUUCCAGCUGGGAGUUCCGCAGCCACGGCGGGCGGUGGCAGUGGAUUCAACAGUCCCAUCAACAUGCCCAUCUCGGAGGGCGGAGAGAGCAAGAGCAGCGGCAAGAAGGCCCAGCAGCAGCGAAGUAGCGCGAGCCCCACGUCGGCGGCGGCGAAGGCGAAUCUGAAGCGUGCAAGGACCAGCGAUAGUAUUCAGCAGGUGCUGCAGGAGCCGAGUAAGGCGAGGCGAAUGAGCUGAGCAAUUCCAACCACAUUGAAAGCGAAGGGUGUAAAACGAAGAGAGCAUGAAGCAAAGAAGAAAUGCACUUUGUAUCGGGUCACGACGCGUUGUACCACAUGGGCGAUCUCUGGGGCUUCCUGCAUCAUCAUUACGGCAUUUGUAGAAAUAUUGCUUUUCCUGCGGCGUAUCCUUGAUAUCAAUACC